UCUUCUCACCCUGUCCCCCGUCUGCAGGUGAACUUUGUGGUGUGUCAGCUCUGUGCUCUGCUGUCAGCCUUCUGGUUUCGUCUCUUCCUCCAUCCCAGUAAAACCAGUCCUUUCAUCAGACAUGUAGUGGCGACAGUGCUGGGGCUCUACUUUGCUCUGUUCUGCUUUGGCUGGUACGCUCUUCACUUCCUGUUUCAGAGCGGACUCACCUAUGGCAUCAUGAUUCUGACUGGAGUCGAGCACAUGCACAAGUACUGUCUGCUGGUGGCGCUCAGCUAUCUGAGUCUGUGUCAGAUCACUCGAGUCUACGUCUUCGACUACGGCAUGUACUCUGCUGACUUCACUGGACCCAUGAUGGUGAUAACCCAAAAAAUCACCAGCCUGGCGUUUGAAAUCCAUGAUGGAAUGGCACGAAAGGAGGAACAUCUGACUCCAGGACAGAAGAUUCUGGCCAUAAGGAGGAUGCCCAGCCUCCUGGAGUACUUCAGUUACAACUGUAACUUCAUGGGGAUCCUGGCUGGACCCACCUGCUCCUACAAUGACUACAUCGCCUUCAUCGAGGGAGACCCUCUCCGCCACAGAAACCAGGAGGUCGACAGGAAGUCCAGCAGCCAGAUGAAGCAGAGCGAGCCCUCGCCAAACAUGGAGGUCGUCCGUAAAGUCGCCACCUCCUUCUUCUGCCUCCUGGUCUUUCUGUCGGUGUGUAAAGUUUUCCCCGUGGAACGAAACAUCGACGAUGACUUUAUUGCCAGCACGCCAUUCUACGCCCAGGUGGUCUACCUCUACCUGUCCAUGCUGACCACCAGACCAAAGUACUACUUUGUCUGGACGCUCGCUGACGCCAUCAAUAACGCCGCCGUCAACGGCUACGACAGUGAAGGCUCUCCUCGCUGGGACCUCAUCUCUAACCUGAGGAUCCUCAACAUCGAGUUUGCCACCAGCUUCAAAGUUUUCCUGGACAACUGGAACAUUCAGACAGUACACUGGCUCAAACGGGUGUGUUACGAACGAUGUCCCUACCACCCGACAGCAGCCACCUUCAUCCUGUCAGCCAUGUGGCAUGGAGCAUAUCCAGGCUACUAUCUCACCUUCCUCACUGGCAUCGUCGUCACACUGGCUGCUAGAGCGGUGAGACACAAUGUUCGGCCAUACUUCCUGCAGUCACCCUCCCACAAACUGGUUUAUGACGUCAUCACGUGGGCAGCCACUCAGAUCGCCAUCUGCUACACUGUGGUGCCGUUUGUCCUGCUCUCCAUCGGUCCAUCGAUUAAGUUUUACAGGUCCUGGUACUUCAGCCUCCAUAUUGGCUGUGUUUUGCUGGCUGUGGUGCUGCCGGUCAAACCGAGACAUCUCCGCCUCAAAGAGCAGCAGAAAAACCUCCUCCAGGAGCCCGUCCGGCGCCACCUGGAGGCUACUGACAGCAGCUGCAGCCAGAAGGAAAAAACCACAUGAGACAAAGAACAACUGUGGGCAACAUUAUAUUUCCAUUUGCUUGUAUAGAAAGACAAGGAGGUGAACCAUAUUGAACAGACCUUUCUCCCACAAGAUGGCGGAUAUGAAAGCAGGCCCUGCAUUUUGAAGGCCUGUGUGGUGCUUGACGGCAGCCAGUAUGGCUUUUGGACUCCAUAAACCAACAGAAGUGGAUGUUUUUUGGGGUCAGGUGGCAGGUUCAGACCAGUCUGCAAAGAUGGAGGUUAUAAAUAUAAAUACAUAUACAUACUCUAACUGUGUAUGGAGCAAUACAAACUGCUCUGAACUGUCACCUGUGUAGUGUUAAACCAACUCACUUUUCUUUUUGAUCAGAAACCUGAGAGUACCUGGAGGGAUGAAUAAGGAAACAGAUGACAGUUGUGUGAAUAAAGAGUCAGGUGAAUCAGUGAAUAAGCAGGACAGCGAAUUAGCGCAUUAAACAAGCAAAGAAUGAUCAAAGAAGCAGAAGAAAAUGAUCUUUUCUCUGCCACAUUCCUCUGAUUUCCCAGACUGGAAUCUCAUCAUGUUAUAAUCUAUUAAACCAUAACAUCAGUGUUCAUACAAAUGAGUUCUGGGGAAAGUGCCAAUGAUUAAUCCACUCACUCGCCUUAGUUUUUUUUGUUUUAUACAAAAUUUUAAAAAAGCUCUUUACUCUUUCUUGAUGAAGAGGGCAUCAUGUUUACAUUUGUAGAUGUCAUCUUUUCUUAAGUAAUUUAUGUAAUCUGUACCACUUUCUGAGAAGACACCAAUUAGAAAGGAAUCAGCAAUUAAUUCAUUAAUGGUUAAUUAAUAAUUUACAAUGGCUUUAUGGAGCAACAAAGGUUGGGUAGCCAGAUUGUGGAAAAUCUCCAAUAGACUAUUUGCCCUUGUAUGUUCUAGAAAAGAGGAGCAGGACAUCUGGACCAAAAUCCAUUAGAAACUGUUUAUUAACAUUUACAGCUGCAGGUUUGAAGGACUAUGGAACAAUGUCGUAUUAAUGAUUUACUAAACUUUUAAUGGCAGGUAAUUAUCUUUUACUAAUGGCUCAGUAGAAACUGAUAAAACGAGUGUUUUAUUAAUGUGAAACUAACAUUCUAACUACAGACCUGAUGACUUAGUUAAGAAGUGUGAAACCCUGAGUGCUGAUUAAUGGUUUACCAACAUUUAUAGCUGUUCCCGAACAGAAACAGUUAUUUCCAAAACAUUUGAACAGGACAUAUUGAUGCAACGCAAAGGAAACUUCUUCACUUUAAAGUGUCAUAAAAACAACUCUGACUAGCAACAUUUGGUUUUGCACAUAGCUCAUUAGCUAGUCAGCUAAACUCAUAUGCAUUUAUAAAUGAUUACAACAUAAUAAGUCUGCACUAGUAAAAGGAUUUUGGUCCAGAUGUCCUGCAGCUGUUUUCAGAAGGAAAGUGGACAAACAGUCUAUUGGUAAAAAGACAAGCAAAACUAACAAUUCUAACAGCUUAAAACUUAUUUAUUAAUCAAUAAUAAAUGAUUACUAAUUAAUAAACCUAAACUCGAUACUCCCUUUAUAAAUGUUGCCUUAUCAGAAAGUGAUAGCUUGUGUUUCAAAACAGUAAGAUGUACAAAGAUGUGGUGUAAGAUGUACAAAGACUGAAGAAUGAAAAAAAGCUUCACAAAAUUUUAAGAAAUUAGCUUAAACUCAAAUUCCAUAAGCUGAACUGAAAUGCUGGGAAAAAUAUCUCUCCAAUAUGAACCCAACAUUUUCACGUUUGUUUAAUGAGGGGGAUCAAUAGUUUGGUUUAGCUAAUAAUUAACUUUAGAAGCUACAAAUGUUGGUACUGCUUAGCUAACAAUUUCCAAUAACAGCUAAAAUAAUUUGGUUUGUGUUAGUGAAGUUAGCAGCUAAGAGUGGUUCAGGUCAAAUCAAAUCUAAAUGUAAGAGUUAUGUAGUUCAGCUAAGGGUUGUUUUUGAAUUCACAGGUUAGCUGAUGGUUUCAGUUAGUAUCAAGAUAAGUUUGGUUGAAUAGUCAGCGCCUCUGUGUAGCUGCCAAGACUGGCUCACGUUAGCGAAAGGCUCACUGUAGGAGCUUAAAACGAAAAGUUUAGGUUAGCUAAUGGUUUAUUUUAUAAACUAAAACUGUUUUGUUUAGGUUAGCUAAUGGUUCAAUUUAACUAAAAAUGUUUUGGGUUAGCUAACAACUCAGUUUAGAAGGUAGCUAAUGAUUACAACAACAGCUGACAGGACAUGUAGAACCAGGUUGGUUCAGUUUGGCUGGUUAAUAAAUGGUUGGUUUUAUCAUGUUAUUUUCAAAUUAGUAAGAUGUUUUGGAUUCAUAUGUGGAAAAAAAAUUGUUCCUACUCCAGUAAUAUUUUAAAACUGCCACAUUAGUAUCCCUGUGUACACUCAGUAAAUGUGUUACUGUCUUUUCCUAUAACUUUCCAUGAUUCUCUGUGCCCGUGUUUUCUUGAUAACCUUGGUGUUUCCCAUAAAGUUAAGAGUAAUUAGUUAGGAGAGGGGAAAAAAGAUAAUACUAUUUGAAUUUAGCAUUAUUUUUAAAUCAGAAGAGCACAUUUCUAUAUUUCCUGUAUGUUUUUCCUGGUUCCACAUUUGUAUUUUUGGUGUAGUUUAUUUCAUAAAAUUUAAUGAGACUUGAUUGAGGAUUGCUGAUAAAUAUAAAGGCUAUGUUAACUGUUUGAGGUGAUACCCAACAUGUUCUCACACCCAGCCAGCCAUCUGUAGGUUUGAUAUGGACUUGUUUUGUUUUUGUAAAUUAUGCGAUUAAACUUUGGACUUUUUGAGACCUGA
Messenger RNA from Monopterus albus (swamp eel), 4225 nucleotides. It is a transcript of the gene mboat2b, whose product is annotated as membrane bound O-acyltransferase domain containing 2b. Gene Ontology annotation, cellular component: membrane. The transcript has 12 exons. The record is from RefSeq and is a predicted model, not a curated record. Gene Ontology annotation, molecular function: acyltransferase activity. Gene Ontology annotation, biological process: lipid modification. The coding region runs from base 220 to 1452 and encodes 410 amino acids. NCBI's taxonomy places the organism in Eukaryota, Metazoa, Chordata, Actinopteri, Synbranchiformes, Synbranchidae.